AAUAGUUCAUACAGGAGAGAAACCUUUUGAAUGUACGGAAUGUGGGAAAAGAUUUUCCCGCUCAAGUACACUCAUUACACAUCGAAGAAUUCAUACAGGAGAGAAACCUUAUGAAUGUCAGGAAUGUGGGAAAACAUUUUCUCACUCAAGUAAUCUCAUUUCUCAUAGAAGAAUUCAUACAGGAGAGAAACCGUAUGAAUGUAAGGACCAUGGGAAAAAGUUUUGCUACUCAGAUACCCUCAUGCAACAUAGAAGAGUUCACACAGGAGAGAAACCAUUUGAUUGUAAGGAAUGUGGGAAAAUAUUUUCUCAAUCAAAUAACCUCAUUUCUCAUAGAAGAAUUCACACAGGAGAGAAACCUUAUGAAUGUAAGGAAUGUGGGAAAACAUUUUCUCACUCAAAUAGCCUUAUUCGACAUAAAAGAAUUCAUACAGGAGAGAAACCUUACGAAUGUAAGGAAUGCGGGAAAACAUUUUCACUCUCACGUUACCUCACAGAACAUCGUAGAAUUCACACAGGAGAGAAAUGUUAUGAAUGUAAGGAAUGUGGGAAAAGAUUUUCUCACUUAAGUAAACUCAGUUCUCAUAGAAGAAUUCAUACAGGGGAAAAACCUUAUGAAUGUAAGGAAUGCGGGAAAACAUUUUCUCAAUCAAGUAAACUCAUUGAUCAUAGAAGAAUUCAUACAGGAGAGAAACCUUAUGAAUGUCAGGAAUGUGGGAAAACAUUUUCACGAUCAGAUGGCCUCACUAAACAUAGUAGAAUUCACACAGGAGAGAAACCUUAUGAAUGUCAAGAAUGUGGGAAAACAUUUUCUCACUCAAAUAACCUUGUUCGACAUAAACGAAUUCAUACAGGACAGAAACCUUACGAAUGUAAGGAAUGUGGGAAAACAUUUUCACUCUCACGUUACCUCACGGAACAUCGUAGAAUUCACACAGGAGAGAAACCUUAUGAAUGUAAGGAAUGUGGGAAAAGAUUUUCUCAAUUAAGUAAACUCAGUUCUCAUAGAAGAAGUCAUACAGGGGAAAAACCUUAUGAAUGUAAAGAAUGCGGGAAAACAUUUUCUCGAUCAACCUCAUUCCACAUAGAAGAAUUCAUACAGGAGAAAAACCUUAUGAAUGUAAAGAAUGUGGGAAAACAUUUUCACUCUCAGGUAACCUCACUAAACAUAGUAGAAUUCACACAGGAGAGAGGGCAUUUGAAUGUCAAGAAUGUGGAGAAACGUUUAGGCACUCACGUCAGCUCAGUAAGCAUCGAAGAAUCCACCCCCUGA
This is a messenger RNA of Elephantulus edwardii (Cape elephant shrew), 1273 nucleotides long. Its product is annotated as zinc finger protein 420-like. Gene Ontology annotation, molecular function: DNA-binding transcription repressor activity, RNA polymerase II-specific. NCBI's taxonomy places the organism in Eukaryota, Metazoa, Chordata, Mammalia, Macroscelidea, Macroscelididae. Gene Ontology annotation, biological process: negative regulation of transcription by RNA polymerase II. The record is from RefSeq and is a predicted model, not a curated record. The annotation marks the transcript as partial. The transcript is spliced from 4 exons.